Molecule: messenger RNA, 1933 nt
Organism: Pistacia vera
Lineage: Eukaryota; Viridiplantae; Streptophyta; Magnoliopsida; Sapindales; Anacardiaceae
Exons: 1
Coding region: 269-1831 (520 amino acids)
Molecular function (GO): protein binding
Source: RefSeq, a predicted model, not a curated record
UCUAAUGAAUUGAAUUAAAACCAGAGAGUUGGACGGGCAUGCAUUGAAGCCAUAGUUAAAGACAGCCAUAAAUUUUGGAACCUACCAAAAAGUUGGAGAAAGUAAAUAUACAAUAAACGCAGAGUGAGUUAAACACCAGUGCUAGUAAAUUUGAGGUAGACGGUCGUCUGAUUUGCUCGUGAGUCUUUGACUGCCAUCCACUCUUUGUCUACCACUCUCUAUUCUAUUUAUAUAGCUACAACUCUCAAAAAUCCUGUAGAAUACAAUUAUGGCCUCCAUUUCUCAGCUUUGUUCUUCACUAGUGCUAUUCGCUUUCAUUUUUAAUUCAUGUUUGCAUCAUAAGGUAAUUGGUGAUCAUCAAACAAGAAGAGAAGGUUUGGAGAUCAUUAUCGGUGGAGGUGGAGGUGGAGUUGGUCCCGCUCCCUCUCCUGGAUAUCAAAAUUGUCCUCCUCCUCCUCCUCCCGAGCCGAUUUGCCCGCCGCCAUCACCGCCGCUUCCGCCACAGCCUCCAUCACCGCUUCCACCGCCGCCAUCGCCGCCACCGCCACAGCCGCCGCCGCGGCAGAAAUCACCACCAAAGCCAUCGCCGCCUCGGCGGUCAUCUCCACCACCUCCGCUGCCACCAGUACCAGUUCCACCAAAGCUAAGACCACCGCCACCUCCGUCUCCAAUACCGACACCCACCCCAACCCCGUCCGUGCCGAAUGCCCGACUCAUGCGUGCUCGCGAAGUAAUUCAAAGAUUCAGGACUAGAAUUGUUGAUGAUCCACAACAUAUUACAAAUUCAUGGAAAGGUAAAAAUGUUUGCAAAUACAAAGGCUUUGUAUGUGAUACUCGUCCUGACGUAAAACAGAGGGCGGUUGCGGGAGUAGACUUCAAUGGCUAUAAUUUUAAGGGUCCGAGAUUUAGCCUCUCUGAUUUUCUUGAGCAGUUGGAUGACUUGGCAAUCUUCCACGUGAAUUCCAAUAACUUCACCCUUUCAAUCCCAAAAUUAACAUCCAAGAUUAAGUACUUGUACGAGCUAGAUGUCAGCAACAACAAGUUAUCCGGUGAGUUCCCAAUGGAAGUUCUUAACUGCAAGAAAUUAACCUUCUUGGACCUCAGGUUCAACUCAUUUGGAGGAAAGGUUCCACCUGAAGUAUUCAACCUGGAUCUUGAUGUCCUCUUCAUCAAUAACAACCACUUCUCGGAAAAUCUUCCUUCGAAUCUUGGCUCCACACGAGCUCUUUAUCUCACUUUCGCCAACAACAAGUUCACCGGUCCCAUUCCAAGCAGCAUUGGCAAAGCAAAGAACCUGCUAGAAGUGCUUUUCCUGAACAACAAGUUCUCAGGUUGCUUGCCAUAUGAAAUCGGCUUCCUGAGAAAUGCCACUGUAUUCGAUGUCAGCACCAACGUGUUGACUGGCCCCAUUCCGCACUCUUUUGGAUGUUUGGCCAGUAUGCAGAACCUCAAUUUGGCUAAUAACCAGUUUUACGGGCCGGUUCCGGAGAUGGUCUGCAAGCUGCCGAAGCUCGCGAACUUGUCUUUGUCAUAUAACUAUUUUACGCAGGUUGGACCUGAAUGCAGGAAGUUGAUAAGGAACAAGAAACUUGAUAUUCGGAUGAACUGCAUUUUGGAUCUUACAUUUCAGAGAUCACCUGAAGAAUGCCGUAAAUUCUUCUCCAAGCGGAGGACCUGUCCAAACGAGAAGUCAUUAAAUUUGAUUCCUUGUAUGAAGAAUCGUUAUGCCAAUCAUACUGAUACUUUGACGUCUGAUCAAAAGUCAACGGUUGAACUUGCACCUGCUCCAUCACCUCGGACUUAUGCUGCCCUUAAACCGCACCGCCUGUAAUUUGCUAAGCCACCGGAUCCUGAAGAUGGACGCAUUCUACUUCUAGACGUUCAUGUUUAGGCUUUGUCAUUCAUAUAUAUAUAUAUAUAUUUCUUUCCCUUU